Lutra lutra (Eurasian river otter) is the source of this 4703-nucleotide messenger RNA. RefSeq names its product F-box protein 24 (gene FBXO24). The record is from RefSeq and is a predicted model, not a curated record. Bases 1639 to 3576 code for a protein of 645 amino acids. Gene Ontology annotation, molecular function: protein binding. NCBI's taxonomy places the organism in Eukaryota, Metazoa, Chordata, Mammalia, Carnivora, Mustelidae. The transcript is spliced from 10 exons.
UGUGAGCUCUGCGCGCCGGCACGGCUGGGAACAGUGCAGGGGCUGGAGUGGCGCGUGCGAGCGGGAACUGUUAGGGAGCGAGUCCGCUUUGAGGGCGCUAGGGAGGCCCGGGGAUGGGGGGCUGGAGCCAGCCGAUGCCUGAGGCCAGUGCGCAGGUGGUCUUUGCAUCCGAAGGGACCGUGGAGACCAUUCUGGCCGUGGAGGCUGAGACCCUGCGGCGGUGUCCGGAGCCCCGGCGGACGGGGGCGCUUAGCAGAGACCGGAGAUGCCCAGCUCAAUCCUGGAGGAAGGGUUGCGGGAGACCCGAGAGCCUCCAGAGCUGCCGCCCGACCCCGAAGAGCGCGCCUGGGCGGGAAUUGUGAUGACAACCCCAGGGCGGACGGGGGAAGCAUGGUCCAGAAGGGACCGUGACCUCCAGAAGAAGCCCUCCGUUUUACAAAUGAGGAAACUGAGGCGGAGGGAGGUCGAUGGGUUGGCAAGAGCAAACCGCAAGUUACCGCUUGCUCUAGAAGCCCGAUUUCCCAUCGGUUUCCUAGCAGCUGCUUCGGUGGGCUUUUUCUAUCUGCACCCUCCUCUUUGCCUCCUGAGCUGCAAUGGAGAGAUAAAAGGGGACCCAGACACCGGAGGAAGCCGACGAUCCUUCUUCUGUCUGAGAGAUCUUAGCAUCCUCUUAGGAUACAGUCAGAGUUGCCUGACCGCAAACCACUGAGAGUUUCUUAUAGAUGACAUCUCAAAUGUUGACAUUCCUAAACAUUUAUUGAAUGAUUAAAAUUCCAUCUCCGGUGUCUCAAAACUAGUUGUUUACUAGUCCCCAUGAAUAAGGGAGUUCGGGUGGCUGACAAUUAGCUAGCGCAAUAAAGUCUGUAAUGCUAGGCAGCGGAGGGCUGGUUUUCCAGGACUGGAUUGCUUCAAGUUCCUGGAAGAUCCGGUUACUCCUUGAAUUUAUUGGUGUGGAUCCUUUGGUCCUACCUGGACAGACACACCCCCAACUUCUGCUGUUUCUCAUACAUGGCACCCCCUCCCCCGUAAGACUACAUUAAAAGCUUAGACUGUGGGAGAUAUCCCAAGUUUCAAAGUAAUUCUAGCCCUUUCUUCCACCUUGAUAGGUUGUCCUUCACACAUGCCUUGAGGUUACUGUCCCAGGAGACAUGCUUUGAGUGUGUUUUUACAAGACUAAAGAGUUUGUGCUGAAUUAUCCCCACUUUGAUCUUAAGACUCUAAGAGAGUCUAGCAGGGUCACCGUUCCCCCUCAGCUGUCAAACUGAGUUGAUACUUUUUUGUUUGUUUGUUUGUUUGUUUGUUUGUUUGAGUUUAUACUCUUGGGCUACAAAUCCCUGGAGGCCCUGGCCUACUGAGGUAGGAAGAACUCACCAGUGUUUCCCUACGGAGCCAAGUUAAUGCUAAAAGGGCCUCAAGUGGAGGGACCUCAGAACUACUCCCCAAAAGGAAAGGCCUCAUCUACCAGUAGUUCACACUUUCUCUCUCCUGUAAAAUGCAUAUCCCAUGAGCCACUGAGGGGGCGAACACUGAGCUAGAACCCAGGAGCUGACUAAGAGAAAAAUCCCGGGCCAGGUUGGGGAAAAUAGGUCACAGUGGCUGGGCAGUGAGGUCACAGAGAGGUUUGUCUUCCCAGACUCCAUGGGGGAGGGGUCUAGGAGGCAGAGGGGCCUCAGAGGUCCCCCAAGCCCAGGCGGGGGACAUGGUGUGGGAAAGGCAGCAGGGACGGGGGCCAGGGAGCUGACUACGGGGGGCCUAGGGGCACAGAGAGAUGAGGGCAAGAGCAGGGAGGGGGCAGUCAGGAUGGUGAGGAGAAGCCGGAGGCGAAAGCUGCAAAAAGUCACCGGGCUGUGCGGACGGGAGGAGGGGCUCCGGGUGAAGCGGAGCUGCCCUUCAUGUGGCCCAGAGCCUGGGGGUGAAGAGAAGAAGGGGAGAGGGAACCCUAUUUCUGUUCAGCUGUUACCCCCAGAGCUGGUGGAGCAUAUCAUCUCAUUCCUCCCAGUCAGAGAUGUAGUCGCUCUGGGCCAGACCUGCCACUACUUCCACGAAGUUUGCGACGCCGAGGGCGUGUGGAGACGCAUCUGUCGCAGGCUCAGUCCUCGCCUACGAGAGCAGGGUUCUGGGGUCCGGCCCUGGAAGAGAGCUGCCAUUCUUAACUACACGAAGGGCCUGUACUUCCAGGCAUUCGGGGGCCGCCGCCGCUGUCUCGGCAAGAGCGUAGCCCCCCUGCUAGCCCACGGCUACCGCCACUUCUUGCCCACCAAGGACCACGUCUUCAUUCUUGACUACGCGGGGACCCUCUUCUUCCUCAAAAAUGCCCUGGUCUCCUCUACCCUUGGCCAGAUCCAGUGGAAGCGAGCCUGCCGCUAUGUUGUGUUGUGUCGCGGAGCCAAGGAUUUUGCCUCGGACCCAAGAUGUGACACGGUUUACCGUAAAUACCUCUAUGUAUUGGCCACUCGGGAGCAGCCAGGCAUGGUGGGCACAACGGGCAGCCGGGCCUGUGACUGUGUUGAGGUCUAUCUGCAGUCCAGUGGGCAGCGUGUCUUCAAGAUGACUUUCCACCACUCCAUGAGCUUCAAACAGAUUGUGCUGGUCGGUCAGGAGACGCAGCGGGCUCUGCUGCUUCUCACAGAGGAAGGAAAGAUCUACUCUUUGGUAGUGAACGAAACCCAGCUGGACCAGCCGCGCUCCUACACCGUCCAGCUGGCCCUGAGGAAGGUGUCCCGUUGCCUGCCUCACCUUCGUGUGGCCUGCAUGGCUUCCAACCAGAGCAGUACUCUCUACGUCACGGACCAGGGAGGAGUGUAUUUUGAGGUGCAUACCCCAGGGGUGUAUCGUGAUCUCUUUGGGACCCUUCAAGCCUUUGACCCCCUGGACCAGCAGAUGCCGCUUGCUCUCUCACUGCCUGCCAAGAUCCUAUUUUGUGCUCUUGGCUACAAUCACCUUGGCCUGGUGGAUGAAUUUGGCCGAAUCUUCAUGCAGGGAAAUAACAGAUAUGGGCAGCUGGGGACAGGUGACAAAAUGGACAGAGGGGAACCCACACAGGUGCAUUAUCUGCAACGCCCCAUUGCCCUGUGGUGUGGCCUCAACCACUCCCUGGUGCUGAGCCAGGGCUCGGACUUCAGCAAGGAGCUUCUGGGCUGCGGCUGUGGCGCUGGAGGCCGCCUCCCUGGCUGGCCUAAGGGGAGUGCCUCCUUCGUGAAGCUCCACGUCAAGGUUCCUUUGUGUGCCUGUUCCCUCUGCUCUACCAGAGAGUGCCUCUACAUGCUGUCCAGCCAUGACAUCGAGCACCACCCCACCUACCGGGACCUACCAGCCAGCAGGGUGGUGGGGACCCCCGAGCCCAGCCUGGGGCCCGGAGCAUCCCAGGACCCUGGGGGGACAGCCCGGGCCUGUGAGGAGUACCUCAGCCAGAUCCACAGUUGCCCCACGUUGCAGGAUCGCAUGGAAAAAAUGAAGGAGAUCGUGGGCUGGAUGCCCUUGAUGGCGGCACAGAAGGAUUUCUUUUGGGAGGCCUUGGACAUGCUGCAGAGGGCUGCUGCAGGGGUCGGCCCAGGUCCCCCAAACCCUGAGAGCUGACCCCUCCCCCUCCUAAUCUCACCCCGGGAGGGAGAGUGCAGCCCUGGGCCAGGAGCUAAGGAGACACAGGGCGGUAGCAGUAAACACUGUAUGUGCACAUGGGGGGGAGGGGAUUGCUUGACAUGCCAGGGUGGACAGGAAGCUGUUUUGUAAAAUGUUUGGGGGGCUGCCCAGGAGGGGCCCCCAAUCUGACUAUCAUGGACAAGAGAUUUGAUGGACAAAUAGAAUAAAAGGCUGAAGUGAGGCCCGGUUUGGAGCCCUGGGACCGGGGAGGAAAAUGGGGCAGGGGAUGGGGGCCCAAUGUUUGGCUUGGUGGGUGACAGAGGACAGGAGCAUGGCCGGGGUGGGCAGAGCAGAAGUGGCUCAGGCAUUCAGGUGCUGCAGACCUGACCACCUAUAUCUCUUGGCUUGCUUUCCCCUCCCCCUCCCAAGACACGCCCCCCCCCCCCCCCCCCCCCCCCCCCGCUUCUGGACUUGGAAGUCCAACCCCCACCUUCUGGAACGAUGCAGGCAACAUAUGCUACUCGGUUCUCUUAGUGGGAUCCUCUGUCCCUCAGACUUGCUCCCAUCCUGAGCAGGCCACUUGCUUCUGACCUCACAGAGCAUCCUACCCAUUGCCCUUGGUCCCCGGGAAGUCAGUCAUCUCUUCCCCUCCUCCGAUUUACCUGAUUUACCUCCCCGGUUCAGUCUCAUGCGUUGUCCCGUCCCUUACGUCCCUUACGUUCUACUCUGAUGGAGGAUGCUCCCUUCAUCCGCCCCCUUACCAUGCCUCCUUAAGCCACUCCCCCACCUCCGAAUACUGGGGAGAGAAAAUAGGUGAGCAGAAUUUUCUCCUUCGAGUAGUCUGGCCCGGGGAUGGGGAAAAGACCGUAGAAAUUCCGAAGUGGAAAAUAAGCUGGAGCCAGGGGGUGGUCAGGAAGGGGGUGAGUGACUGGAUGUCGGAGGGGGGGGUCAAGGAAGGAAGACCUGUGGGUGCUGAGGCGGGCAUGGGGAGGAUCAUGACGAGGGACCAGAGGCUGUGUUCGCAGGAUGCUCGCGCACCUGGCAGAGUGGGCUUCCGGAGGACGGGACCCGAUGCCUGCAUUGUGGCUGAGGCUUGAUGCUUCUUCUGCCCUUCACUGCUCGAC